This is a messenger RNA of Lichtheimia ornata, 4335 nucleotides long. RefSeq lists its product as uncharacterized. Gene Ontology annotation, cellular component: membrane. Gene Ontology annotation, molecular function: ABC-type transporter activity; ATP hydrolysis activity; ATP binding. The transcript is spliced from 6 exons. Gene Ontology annotation, biological process: transmembrane transport. The record is from RefSeq and is a predicted model, not a curated record. The coding region runs from base 1 to 4335 and encodes 1444 amino acids. Lineage: Eukaryota; Fungi; Mucoromycota; Mucoromycetes; Mucorales; Lichtheimiaceae.
AUGGACACUGAGAUUUCCGAAAAACAGCCACAGCCGUGGUCCUCACGCGACGAUCACAGCGAUACCAAUGUUGGCGCACCACUAUCACGUACCAAGAGCAGCGCUGGUGGCUAUGGCGAACGUGAUGGCAACGCCGUUGACUACGAAUCUGCUAUGCAUACCUACGAAGAAAUGCGCCGUGAGUUGACACGCCAAUCAACCAUCCACGGCAAAGAAGAUGAUCUCGAAAAAGGCUCACCUGAGCGAUUUGAUCUUACGGACUAUCUAUCGGGUGUUGAUCGCCGACAGGGUGAAGAAGGAUUUCAACCCAAGCACCUGGGUCUUGUUGUGAAGAAUUUGACCGUUAAGGGUCUUGGUGCUGAUGCUGAAUGGAUCCCUACAUUGACCACCGUUGCAGAAAAAACCUUCAAGUUCUGGAACUGGAACCGUAAAUUGGGUCACGAUCGUACCAUUUUGAACGAUAUCACGUGUUUCAACAAGCCUGGUCAAAUGCUUUUGGUGUUGGGCCGUCCUGGUGCUGGUUGUACUACGCUGCUCCGUGUCAUGGCCGAACUCCGCAAGGGCUUCACUGAAGUUUUGGGUGAUGUCAAAUAUGGCGGCAUUGACGCAAAAGAAUUUGGCAAGCUUUAUCGUGGCGAAGUUUGUUAUGCUCAAGAAGAAGACAUCAACUACCCAACAUUGACCGCAAAGCAGACAUUGCAGUUCGCAUUACGCCUCAAGACUCCCGGCAAGCGUCUCUCCGAUGAAGGCAAGAACCAAUUCGUCGACAACGUCAUCUACAUGCUUAGCAACAUGCUUGGUCUUGUCAAGCAAUUGGACACCAUGGUUGGCAACGAGUUCGUGCGUGGUCUCUCUGGUGGUGAACGCAAGCGUCUUACUAUUGCCGAAUUAAUGACCACGAGCUCAUGUGUGAAUUGCUGGGAUUGCUCUACGCGUGGUCUCGAUGCCUCGUCAGCUCUCGAUUACGUCCGAUCGUUGCGUAUCAUGACUGAUAUCCUCAAGAAGACGACCGUUGCCACCUUGUAUCAAGCUUCCGACAGCAUCUUCAACAUCUUUGACAACACGUUGGUGCUCUUUGAAGGCCAUUGCAUCUACUUUGGACCUGUUGACCAGGCCAAGCCUUACUUUGAGAACCUUGGUUUCUAUUGCCCUCCUCGCAAGUCCAUUCCUGAUUUCUUGACUGGUAUCAGCAAUAUUCAAGAACGUGAAACAAGACCAGGCUUUGAAGACAAGGUUCCCAAUACUCCAUCCGAAUUCGAGGCAUGCUACAAGAACUCUGAUGUAUACAAGUCGAUGUUGGCUCAGCUUCAAGAAUAUGAGGCCGAAGUUGAUCAAACACGCCCUGAUGUUGCCUUCCGUCAAGCUGUUCACGAUGCUCAUCAAAAGCAUGCUGCCAAGAAGUCGCCUUUUACUGCAUCUCCCUUCGAACAAAUCAAAGCUCUUACUAUUCGUCAAUUCCAACUCAUCUAUGGUGAUAAGGGUGCUCUUGUAUCUCGUUAUGGUGGUGUCGUUGUCAAGGGUCUUAUCAUGGCUUCCGUCUUUUUCCAUAUGCCCAAGGAAGCAUCUGGUGCUUUCUCUCGUGGUGGUUUCCUCUUCUUCAGUUUGACUUUCAAUUCCUUGAUUUCGCAAUCUGAGCUGGCUACUUUCAUGCAAGGUCGUGGUGUCUUGGAAAAGCAAAAGUCCUAUGCUUUGUAUCGGCCCAUGUACUACUACAUUGCUCAAGUCGUUGCUGAUAUUCCUUUGGCCUUCAUUCAAGUCAUCGUGUUCGAACUUUGUGUCUACUUCAUGGCUGGUUUGAACUUGACAGCUGGACAGUACUUUACCUACUUGAUCAACUUGGUCUUCAUCAACAUGUGCAUGAAUGGCUUCUUCCGCAUGUUUGGCUCGUUUGCUCCCAACUUCUUUUUGGCUUCUCAAGCUUCAAGUACCGUUUUGAUUGCCUUGUUGAUCUACUCUGGUUAUCUUAUUGGUUACACCCACAUGCAUCCUUGGUUGAUGUGGAUCUAUUGGAUCAAUCCUAUGGCUUAUUCUUUCAAGGCUAUGUUCUCGAAUGAAAUGCACGGCAACUACUUCACUUGCAUUGGGGCGGGCAACUCCAUUCCUUCUGGUCCUGCUUAUGAAGAUGUUGAUCAAGCUUAUAAGGCCUGUUCUAUUCCUGGCGCCCAACCUGGUGAUGAUGCUGUCCUUGGUGACAAUUAUCUUAAGCUCAAAUAUGGUUACAACACCUGGGAACGCUGGAUUGACUUUGUUGCCGUCGUGCUAUUCUUUUUCCUCUUCACCAUUGUCACCGCUCUUUCCAUGGAAUACCUCAGCAUUGGUAGCGGUGGUGGUUCCCAAAUCAAGGUCUACAAGCGUAACAGAGCCCCAACUGAAGAUGCUGAAGCCUUGGCAAAGAAGCGACUUGCACAAAAGAAUGAAAACUUUGAAGCUGUUACUGAUGGAACCACAUUCUCAUGGCAACAUAUCGAUUAUACCGUACCUGUCAAGGGUGGCACUCGUCAACUAUUGUGCGACGUUGGUGGUAUUGUACGUCCUGGACAUUUAACUGCAUUGAUGGGAUCUUCUGGUGCUGGCAAGACUACUUUGCUUGAUGUGCUUUCUCAACGCAAGACCAUUGGCAAGAUUGAAGGCCGUAUGUAUAUGAACAGCGAGAAGCUCUUUUCCGAUUUCGAGCGUAUUACUGGCUAUUGUGAGCAAAUGGAUAUCCACAAUCCCAAUGCUACUGUACGUGAAGCUCUCAAGUUCUCCGCCUAUUUGCGCCAACCCGCUGAAGUACCCAAGGCCGAGAAGGAUGCUUAUGUUGAGCAAAUUAUCGAGCUUUUGGAAAUGGAGAAUAUUGCCGAUGCAUUGAUUGGUACUGCUAGCAGCAACAAGGGUAUCUCUGUUGAAGAACGCAAGCGUCUUACUAUUGGUGUCGAAUUGGUUGCCAAGCCCAAGCUUCUCUUUUUGGAUGAACCUACUUCUGGUCUUGAUGCCCAAUCCUCUUUCAACAUUGUUCGUUUCAUUCGAAAGCUUGCUGAUGCUGGUUGGCCUGUAUUGUGUACCAUUCAUCAACCUUCCGCUACUUUGUUCAGCUACUUUGACCACAUUCUCUUGUUGGUGCGUGGUGGCAAGACCGCUUAUCAUGGUGAAAUUGGUGAAGAUAGCAAGACUAUGAUCAACUACUUUGAAAGCAAUGGUGCCUCCAAGUGUUCUCCAAGUGCCAACCCUGCCGAAUAUAUCCUUGAAGUUGUCGGUGCUGGUACUGCUGGUGUUGCUCAAGCUGAUUGGGCUGAGAUUUGGGAGAACUCCAAGGAAGCUAAGGCCUUGCAAGAUGAACUUGAGAAGAUCCAUAACGAAGUCGAUCAAAACCAACACAAGAAGCCAAAGACCUACUCGCUCAACUUCUUCCAGCAAUUCUGGCUCGUGUACAAGCGCAUGAAUGUCUCAUACUGGAGAUCACCUUCCUAUAAUGUUGGUCGUCUUAUCAAGGUCGUCUUUGUUGCCCUUCUUUCUGGUUUCUCUUUCUGGAAGCUUUCCGAUGCUGCUUUUGAUAUGGAAAACAGAUUGUUCUGUAUUUUCUGUACUCUCAUUAUGGCCAACUCGCUCAUUGUCUUGGUGCAACCCCGCUUUAUGGAAGAACGUCAAUGGUUCCGCCGUGAGCAUGCUUCCAAGUAUUAUGGAUGGGCUCCUUUCGCUUUAUCAUGUAUCUUGGUCGAGAUGCCUUACAUUUGGAUUUUCGAUGCUCUUUUCAUGUUCUGCUUCUACUGGACUGCCGGUCUUCAAAACAUUUCGGAUCGUGUUGGCUACUUUUAUCUCUUGUUCGGCACCUUCUUGGGCUUCUCGAUUUCAUUUGGUGAAUUGAUUGCUGCCUUCUCUACUACUCCCACCAUGGCCGCCGUUAUCAACCCAUUCUUCUCAUCCAUCCUUAUUCUCUUUGCUGGUAUCAUGCAAGCACCCGAUAAGAUGCCACACUUUUGGAGCGCUUGGAUGUAUUGGUUGGAUCCCUACCAUUAUCUCAUUGAAGGUUUCAUUGUCAACGAAUUGCAUGAAUUCAAGGUCAACUGCCGUGAUCAAGAUCUCUUGCCUUUCCAUCCACCACCUGGUCAAACUUGUGCCGAGUACACUGAAGCAUUCUUUGAGAUGGGUGGCCCUGGUUACGUUCGUGAAUCAUCCCUCAACAGCACCGAACUUUGCGAAUACUGCCCAUACAACUACGGCAAUGAUUUCUAUGAAGGUCUAGGAUGGUCGUUCUCGAACCGUUAUCGUGAUUGGGGUGUCCUCUUGGCUUUCUGGAUGUUCAAUGUUAUCGCCUUCAUCUUCUUUGUUUGGCUCUUCCGUAAGCCAAGACGUUAA